ACAAGCAGAGAGGUUGCCAUGUAGAGGCGGUAUAGAAGGCGAUAAAAAAGGCAUUCUGGUGGCGCACUGACGAAGACCUCCUACUAACCCACAGACCUCCUACUAACCCACAUUUCAACUUACAAGGAGCGCAGUGGCAAUGAGGCGGUGAUUCCACUAGCCUGUCGAGGACCCCACAGCUUUGCCCCGAAUCACAAAAUGUCGGCCGCCAUGACUUACAUUCACGGAGACCGUUGCUUCGCUAAACAGGGAGGAUAUUGUGUAAUGGCGCCUAGAUACCAGGUGAAGUCUAAUCUGAAGAGCAUGGAGCGGGAGCUUCAGUGCCCUGUGUGUAAGGAUAUAGUGAAGCAGCCGGUGGUGCUGCCCUGCCAGCACAGUGUGUGUCUGCUCUGUGCUUCUGAGGUGCUGGUGCAGAGUGGCUACCCGCAGCCCGAGCUGCCCCCUGAGCCCAACUCGCCUGCCUCCACCCCCAACACCCGUUCGCCACGCCAGGCCCGCCGGCCCACACCCAAAGCCGAACGCAUGCUGCGUCCAGGUUUUGGAACGUAUCCAGGGCGUAGGCGUAAGGAGGGCCCUUCCCAGGCCAUGCUCUUCCCCUGUGUCCCCUGUGGUCGAGACGUGGAACUGGGCGAGAGGGGGCUGGCUGAAUGCAUGAGGAACCUCACCCUGGAGCGUAUAGUGGAGAGGUACAGGCAUACGGUGAGCCUCGGCAGCGUGGCCGUCAUGUGUCAGUUCUGCAAGCCGCCGCAUGCCCUGGAGGCCACCAAGGGCUGUGCCGACUGCAGGGCCAGCUUCUGCAAUGAGUGCUUCAAGCUUUACCACCCCUGGGGCACGCCCCGCGCCCAGCAUGAGCAUGUGCUGCCCACCCUCAACUUUCGGCCCAAGGUACUGACAUGUCUCGAACAUGAACAGGAAAAACUGCAGUUCUACUGUAAAUCGUGCCAAAGGCUCCUCUGCUCCCUCUGUAAGCUCCGUCGAGUCCACGCAGGCCACAAGAUUGUGCCUGUCACCCAGGCAUACCAAACACUCAAGGACAAGAUCACCAAGGAGCUAAACUACAUCCUGUCCAAUCAAGGCACAGUACUGACUCAAAUCACACAGCUGGAGAAUGCCAUCACUCAAACUGAGGUUAAUAGUGUAGCGGCCCGUGAGCAACUCUCUCAAUGUGUGUGCGAGCUGACGGCUCUGCUGUUGGAACGGCAGUCCAUGCUGGCCCAGGCCCUGGAAAGCUCACGCCAGAGGCGGAGUGAGGCCUUAGCCAGUCAGGUUGCUGAGAGGCGGAGCCUGCUGGAGCAUGCAGGCCUGAUGGCUUUUACCCAAGAACUCCUGAAAGAGGUGGACUCGGCCUGCUUUGUACAUGCAGCUCGACUUACACACAACAGGUUGGCCCAGUCCAUUGAAUCUCUACAGAAUUUCUCUCUCUCCGCAGAUCCCUCAUUCCGACACUUCCAGCUGGAUGUCUCCAGAGAGCUUAAACUCCUCACUGACCUAAACUUCAUUCAGGCCCCUCUAGCCCCUGUGAUUGACACCCAGCGCACUCUGGCCUAUGACCAACUCUUCCUGUGCUGGAGGCUGUCCCAAGACUCCUCUCCUGCUUGGCACUUCUCUGUGGAGUACCGUCGCCGGGGUGUGGUGCCAGGGGGCGGGGCUAGAGGCGGCAUCCGUGGGGGAUUGGCUGGUGCCCGCUGGGGCUGGCAGAGAUUGGAAGAGGUGUGUGGAACCAGCUCUGUGAUUGAUAGGCUGGAGAUGGACAGCGUGUAUGUACUGCGAGUGAGGGGAUGCAACAAGGCCGGCUUUGGGGAGUACAGUGAGGAAGUAUAUCUGCACACGCCUCCAGCUCCAGUGCUGAAUUUCUACCUGGACUCACGCUGGGGACUGCAUGCUGACAGGCUGGUGGUCAGCAAAGAGCAGCGCUGCGCCCGCAGUGUGCCAGGACUCUCUCUACUGCAGGCGGCUGACCGCGCUCUCACUUCCUGUCACCUGACCGCCGACCUGCUUGUGGGCGACGUGGCCGUCACACAGGGACGCCACUACUGGGCAUGUUCGGUGGAGCCUGGCUCCUACCUGGUCAAGGUUGGUGUUGGUCUGGAGUCAAAAUUGCAGGAGUGGUUCCAUCUGCCUCAAGACAUGGCCAGUCCACGGUAUGACCCAGACAGUGGACAUGACAGUGGGGCAGAGGAUUCUUCAGACUCUCCGCCCCCUUUCACCUUCCUCACCAUGGGCAUGGGCAAGAUCUACCUGCCCCCCUCUACCAACUCCCAUCAUGGAACAGCCAAUUACCGAGAUGGUGGCAUUGCUAAUGGAAAUGGCCCUGCUUCUCCAACUGGAGUCACCUAUCCUCUACCUCCCAGGCUGGGGGUGUGUCUUGACUUUGAAAAGGGUCGGGUAACCUUUUAUGAUGCACAUUCUCUCCGCCCACUCUGGGAGGGGCCUGUGGACUGCUCCGCCCCUGUCUGCCCAGCAUUUUGCUUCAUUGGAGGAGGGGCUCUGCAGCUGCAGGAGCUGGUAGCAAAUCGUAAUGCAGAUCAGACACCUGUCAGAAGGGUUACCAUCCAGUCCCGUGUAACUAAACUGAACUGAACUGAGGUAAAUUGCUAUAAAUUAUAUUAUUCCGGCAAAAUAAGAUACACACUGGGCAAUCUCAGUGAAUUUUGUUUUUAUAUUUAAUUUUUAAGAAACAGUUUUUUAAUUGCACUGAAUAUGCACAUCAGAACAACUUUGUGAUUUUCUUUUGUUCUACAAUGUCUUUAAUAGGGCUUCAUUACUUUAAUUGUAAAUUUCUCUAAACAAAUUGCAAGAGCUAAUCUUGAUGUGGCCUAUGAAACUACUUAAUAUAUCUGGAAAAAUGUUUAUAUGCAAGACCAUAUAAUACUCCCUAGAGAUGUGGAAUCUUUUGCCUUUUUUCUCUUGUUUAGAUUGUGCACCUCAAAUGUUUUGAUACUAGUUUCUUUCAUUGAAGCAAGCCAAAGUGCUUUCUAUCUUUAAACGCCUCCUCAGUUAACAUAUCUGACUGUUAGAGACCUCUCAAUGAUUCUGGUUACUGUUAAAGCCAAAGUCAGUGCCAUUCUCUCCUGUUCAUUUCAGUUCUAUCUGACAGAUCUCUUCAGUCCCCUUCUCUUCAAUGCUCUUAAAUAAUGUUGACUGGCAAAUUGACGAUUCACAUCACAGACAUUUACAUACUAUUUUAACUACUGUAUGUUGGUUCAGGAAUCCACAUCCAAUCUGUGUUGUAAAUAUUAAUUGCAUAUUUAAACUUUUUUUUUUUUUCUGUUACCAGUUUACCUUCAUUUCAUCAGAUUAGAAUGCCCUUAACUGUAAUUUCAUCAAAAAAAUUUCAAUCAAAAGAGCGGCCUGCUUAUAGGUUGAAUUAAUAAUACUGAACUUCAUUGUACUUAAUGAAGAACAUAAGCAAUGGUAAGGAAUCAGAGUGUGUUAAUUGCUCCUGUAUAUGUGAUGUGUUGAGGAGAUGGAGAAUGUAUGAGUGUGCGUGCAUGCAUCUGUACACUUGCUACAUUAUGCAAAUCCUUUAGCUUUAUCUUAUAGAUUUUUUUUUAAUGGGCUGACAGUGAACUUGACUUUGGUUAUGGUGAUAAGCUGUGCUUCCUUCAAAUCACUUAUAAACAGAUUUUGUGAUUAAGAUAACAUAGACAUCACCUGCUGGCAGAAUAUUUAUUAAAUCUUAACAAAGAAAAUAUUGCAAAAUAAAGUGUAAGUCUGGAUAUUG
This is a messenger RNA of Electrophorus electricus (electric eel), 3724 nucleotides long. RefSeq names its product tripartite motif containing 46b (gene trim46b). Gene Ontology annotation, cellular component: main axon. Gene Ontology annotation, biological process: microtubule bundle formation; neuron migration; axonogenesis. The record is from RefSeq and is a predicted model, not a curated record. NCBI's taxonomy places the organism in Eukaryota, Metazoa, Chordata, Actinopteri, Gymnotiformes, Gymnotidae. Gene Ontology annotation, molecular function: protein binding; zinc ion binding.